Molecule: messenger RNA, 715 nt
Organism: Drosophila miranda
Lineage: Eukaryota; Metazoa; Arthropoda; Insecta; Diptera; Drosophilidae
Exons: 2
Coding region: 278-484 (68 amino acids)
Source: RefSeq, a predicted model, not a curated record
UGGCAGCUCAGCUGUUUUGUGCUCAUGGUUCCGUGCCGUUGAUGUAACAACCAAACCGGCUGAAAACAUAAAAAUUUAUUACAAAAAUCCACUCUCGUGAAAUGCAAAUUCGUCGUCCUCGAGGUGUGACAAUUCCUCAGUUAAUGGUAGUAACCGCUCUCGGGGUACUAGGAGGCAUAUACAUUUGGCAGCCAUUGAUAUUGAAAUUCAAAGACGAAAAGAAAACAGACAGUGAACCUAAGGCUCCAACACCAGCGGCAGUCACAAAUUCCGCAAAAUGAGUUUCAUUAACGGACUCAAGAAGUUCGCCACCACGACCGUGGGUCUGAUGGCCAUCGGCAUCGGCUCCACCGUCUUCAUUUAUACCGGCCAUCGGUUUAUUGUGAAACCCUACCAAUCCAAGCAACGACGCCUCCAAGCGGAAGCCUGUGCGGACUAUCUGUUUCAGCAGGAGGCCCAUCCGAUCCGCAGUGAUCUCCGAUAGAGAGCGAGCGCUGUGUCCAGUAAUUUUACCACAUCCAUCAUAUAAAACAUAUAUUACAUCCUUUUACGUAAACCCGAGGGAACAGUGAAGUUUUUAGGUUCAUAAAUUAAUCAUUGAUUUCAGUAGAGUAUUGGAAGCAACAACAUGAAUUGAAUAAGUAAUGAAAACAAAGAAGCUAGCCAACCAGCCAAUAGAUAUGUUUAAACAUUGAAAUAAAUUCCACAUAAAGAA